This is a messenger RNA of Labeo rohita (rohu), 935 nucleotides long. Its product is annotated as ICOS ligand-like. The annotation marks the transcript as partial. Gene Ontology annotation, cellular component: external side of plasma membrane. Gene Ontology annotation, biological process: negative regulation of T cell proliferation; T cell costimulation; cellular response to lipopolysaccharide. The record is from RefSeq and is a predicted model, not a curated record. NCBI's taxonomy places the organism in Eukaryota, Metazoa, Chordata, Actinopteri, Cypriniformes, Cyprinidae. The transcript has 3 exons.
ACAAAUCACUAUAAUAACAAAACAUUAGAUAAUUUAACCACAACGUCAUCUUAUCAGGAUUUUGAAAUUAAGAGUGUCUUACAAGUCAUUUUUUUCUUCUGUUACUGCAGUGGCUAUUUCAUCUGUGUGAUUGCAUUGCUGAUAAAUAAAGUGUAUCCGCAGGUCACAGUAGAGGCUGUUAUUGGCAGUUCUGUUGUUCUGCCGUGUUCCUCAGCUAAACGUGAUCAGGACACUGAAGUGCAUUGGAGACACAAUAACAGCAAGAUUGUGUAUGAUAUAAUUAAGGGUGAAUAUUCAGUAGCAUUACAGGACCAACAGUACAAGAACAGAGUUGAAACUUUCCCUGAUGAGUAUGAGAGAGGAAACUUCUCCAUCAAACUCAACAAUCUUCAACACGCUGAUGCAGGAGAGUUCAGCUGCUUCAUCAAACCCUCAGACAAACAGGAGACCAUAAAACUGAUCCCCACUGAAUCAACAACAGAAAAAGAAAACAAAAACACUGAACAAGAAAACCAAGGACCAGAAACAAAGUCAGACUGGUGGAAGAUAUUACUGAUCUGUGUUUGCACACUUGUAUUAGUUUUUUUGUUUAUAAUAGCCUAUUUCAUGGUUCACAGGGGAAAAAAGAGCUCAAGCUCCGUUAUAGAAGGAACAGUUUUUUUUUAAGAAUUAACAGACUCAUUUUCUUUCACACUGACUACAUUGUACAGUAUGUUAAAAAUGAUUUUCAGUUAGUACAGCUUUCAUUGUUUCUUUCAGGUGCACACUACUGUUAAGUCCUGUAUUAUAAGUAUUACACUGUUUUGUGCUCUGUUGCUGUUUUACAAUAAAUUGAUACAAAAUAAUGUGCACUGCUUGUUUGUACUGGAUAACAGAAUGAGAUCUUGAAACACAAAAAUAGGAUUAUUUUUUAUAUCAAUCCUGUCAAUAUGUUG